AUGCCGCCAUCGCUUACAAACACGAAUCGACGCCUUAUGUAUCAACCACUUCAGAUCCGCCGAUCUCCUUCCGUCGAUUCAAAAACGAGAACCGUUCACCCUUCUGCAAACACCAUCUCCGCGGGCCACCAACUAGGCUUCACAAAAAGGUCCAGUCACCAUGAAUCCCACCGCCAUGCAGAAGCAGUCCCGCCGGCCAAGCCGCGGUCCAGAACUGUUGUCAGCCUUUCCAUGGUGGUCUGCACCAAGAUCCACAAAACUACAAAUCAACAAAUAUCUUUCAAUGCGAUUACACACUUCCCCGCCGAGUUUGUUCAGUUAAGGUAUGCAUUUUCUUUUGAUUAUAUUUACUAA
Vicia faba (fava bean) is the source of this 354-nucleotide messenger RNA. The record is from the annotation of a GenBank genome assembly. Lineage: Eukaryota; Viridiplantae; Streptophyta; Magnoliopsida; Fabales; Fabaceae.